UAGAUGCAGUCUCUCCGCUCCUCCCCCUCUCCUGCUCAUGUUGUGUCUCCGGUUCCUGAGCUCCCGGAGCGGACCGGACCCCCCUCACCCAGCCCCCCCCAGGGGCCCCCGAGGGACCUCGGGGCUCCCCGCAAACUCCGAUCUCCCGGGGGAGACCCAGGCACCCCGGAGCCAGGAGGACGAUCCCCCCAGACAGCCAGAAGACACCCCGACAUCGCAGACUCCCCCGAGCCCCGCAUCGCAGACAUCUCCAACGGGGAAGACGACAGGAGCCCCCCUUCCUCUACAGACACCCCCACCAGGAACUCUCCAAGCCACCCCCCCGGAUCGGACACACACCCCCCCGGAUCGGACGGAGACCCACCCGGCCGGCGGAUGGAAGAGACAGCGGGGAACGCGGUGAUCAUCAGGAUCGGAAUCCCGGACCUGCAGCAAACGAAGUGCCUCCGGCUCAAUCCUGAUGCUCCAGUCUGGGUGUCCAAGCAGCGCAUCCUGUGCACACUCAACCACAGCCUGAAGGACGUUCUGAAUUAUGGUCUCUUCCAGCCAGCUUUUAAUGGCAGAGCUGGCAAAUUCCUUGACGAGGAACGGCUGCUACGGGAGUACCCACCUUCUCUGGCCACACCUGUACCCUACCUAGAGUUUCGCUAUAAAAGAAGAGUUUAUACACAAACAUUACUGGAUGACAAACAGUUUGCGAAACUUCACACCAAAGGCAAUCUAAAGAAAUUCAUGGAGUAUGUUCAGUGUUUAAAUGUUGAGAAGGUGAGCAGGCUGCUGGAGAGGGGUCUGGAUCCCAACUAUCAAGAUCCAGAUACAGGUGCAGAAUGCCCUCUCACGCUUGCUUCUCAGCUGGAGGGAGGAGCAGAUAUGGUGAAAAUCCUACGAAGUGGAGGUGCACACCUUGACUUUAGGACACGCGAAGGGCUAACGGCUCUGCACAAAGCGGUGCGAUACCGCAACCAUGCCGUACUGAUGACCCUCUUGGACUUAGGUGCUUCUCCAGACUAUAAGGACAGCCGUGGCCUGACACCACUCUAUCACAGCGCAAUGGUGGGAGGAGAUCCAUACUGUUGUGAACUUCUGCUCAGAGACUAUGCCAACCUUGGCUGUGAAGAUGAGAAUGGUUGGCAGGAGAUUCACCAGGCGUGCCGUUAUGGACAUGUUCAACAUCUGGAGCAUCUUCUGUUUUAUGGAGCAGAUAUGAGAGCACAGAAUGCAUCUGGGAACAGCGCUCUGCACCUUUGUGCACUCUACAACCAGGAGAGCUGUGCUCGGGUUCUUCUUUUCCGGGGAGCAAGUAAAGAAAUUCGGAAUUUCAACAACCAAACAGCAUUCCAGGUUGCAAUUAUUGCAGGAAACUUUGAACUUGCUGAAAUCAUCAAAACCCACAAAGAAUCCGACAUUGUGCCUUUUCGGGAAACUCCAACUUACACAAAGCGUAGACGUGUUGUGAGCUGUGUGGGUCUCUCAUCCCCGCGUUUUCUGCAGCGUUCUGCAAGUGAUAACAACCUCAAUUCAGAUGGAGCACAUUACUCUCCAGUGCCCUCGCUUCGCGGUCUACCCACACAGUUGCUCUCCCGGGGACCCGAAGUCUCCGGCGGCGCAGCAGUGGGGGAUAGUAGCCUUGCGAGCACUGCCAGCUCCCGCAGCACACACAGCCGCUCUCCAUCAUUACAUCGCGCAAGAGAAGAGAGGGAUAGCGACAGCCACACACUUCGAAGAGGGCGAGUAAAGAGCAGCCCCGGGCCCCUGGAUAUGAGGAGCACCGGCCCUAGGGGGCCCAAAAGGAAACUGUACAGCGCUGUUCCUGGAAGAACGUUCAUAGCAGUGAAGUCCUACGAACCACAAGGACCUGGGGAGAUCCAACUCAACAGAGGGGAGAGAGUGAAGGUGCUGAGUAUCGGUGAAGGUGGAUUUUGGGAGGGUUCGGUGAAGGGACGGAGUGGUUGGUUUCCAGCAGAUUGUGUGGAAGAAGUGCAGAUGAGGCAGCCAGAUCCAAGACAAGAAACUCGUGAAGAUCGGACAAAGCGUCUAUUCAGGCACUACACGGUUGGCUCAUAUGAUUCUUUCACUUCCCACAGUGAUUAUGUCAUCCAAGAGAAAGUUGCCCGGUUGCAGAAGAGAGAAUUGGAAGGAUUUGGUUUUGUGUUACGUGGAGCAAAAGCAGAGACACCGAUUGAGGAGUUCACACCUACACCAGCUUUCCCUGCUCUGCAGUAUCUGGAGUCUGUGGAUGUGGAUGGUGUGGCAUGGAGAGCAGGCCUUAGGACAGGUGACUUCUUAAUUGAGGUGAAUGGUGUCAAUGUAGUGAAGGUUGGCCAUAAGCAAGUGGUAAAUCUGAUUCGCCAGGGAGGUGGCAUACUGAGUAUGAAAGUUGUGUCUGUGAGUCGUAAACCAGAAAGUGAAGAGGCUAUGCGUAGGAGGGCUCCCCCACCUCCAAAGAGAGCACCCAGCACCACACUCACCCUACGAUCCAAGUCCAUGACAGCUGAGCUGGAGGAAUUGGAACGACUUGAUGAGAUAUUGGUGGCUUCUGAUCCCUCUUUAAGACCAGAGAUUGCCGAGGCUGACUCCAGAGCUGCUACAGUCAAACAGCGACCCACAAGCAGACGCAUCACCCCUGCUGAGAUAAAUUCACUACUAGAAAGACAGGGGAUUUCCCCACAUGCAAUAUCACAGAUCGCCAGUCAAAAGUCUCAUUUUUCCCUUCACCAUGGCAUGUCUCGGACCAAGUCUGUUGGUGAAGAUGAAAAGCUGUCAGAUUCAUUCCUUGAUGGACGUUUUCCACGCAGCACCUCCAUGCAGGAUUCUUUAAGGGAAGGUCCAAUAAUACCACCACCUCCACAAAAAACUGCUCCCCCACCUCCAUCCCCAUAUUACUUUGACACAGGACCACCACCUGCUUUCUCUCCACCGCCACCCCCAGGUAGAGGGUAUGAUACCGUGCAUUCUAGUUUUAAACCAGGUUAUGAAGCCAGACUUCAUGGCCUUCAGCAUGGAAUGGGAUCUGCAGAGCUCUUAAGUAUGGAUCGUGCCCUUCCUACUCCUGAUCGCCAAAAGCGUGCUCGUUCCAUGAUUAUUCUUCAAGAUACGUCUCACCUCCCUGUGGAACCAACAGGUAUUCCGCGGCCUGGCCCAUCACCUACCCCUCCAGAAAAAUUAAAACGUAGAAGCCGGCCUGUGGAUAAUCCUUAUGCUAAUAUGGGUCUGUUUGCACCAAUGAAGCCUCAACGCAAAAAAAGUCCACUUGUGAAACAGCUCCAAGUGGAAGAUGCCCAAGAGCGAGCUGCAUUAGCCAUGGCUGGGGGUUAUUCCCGCGAUCCCUCACCAUCACGACGCAGCCCACGACAAAGCAUGAUGGAUUUAGGAACUGCACACCAUGAUCCACUUGGUAGUCCUUUUGCAACAGCACUUGCAGGAGUAAUGAAGGAUCGUGAGCGACGGCUGGAUGAGAAGCGUAAAUCCACAGUCUUCCUUUCGGUCGGAGCAUUGGAGGGAACACCACCUUCCCAAGAUCUCCCCUCCCUACAACCUUCACGCUCUGUUGAUGAGCGGUUACUGGGGAGUCGUGAUGUUCUCCUACCAUCUCCAGGUUCUUCACUAAAAUCACUAAUGUACAGUAGUCCUCAUUCUACAUUUAUUCACCCCUUAACUGGUAAGCCCCUUGAUCCCAACUCUCCUCUUGCACUUGCGCUGGCCGCAAGGGAACGUGCGCUUUCUGCCCAGGCACCAUCUCCCCCUCCUCCAAGGACACCUACUCCGGUAAGGAGUCCAGAUUCAGACAGAGCUCCUCCACUCUUUCUGGAAAUUCAAACCAAAGAGGGGGAGAUGGGAAUGGAAUUAGAAGGAUCAGCGUCACCCAUAUACAGUCCUUCAGGGGCACCAUUAAAGGGCCAGUGGGGAACCCCCCGAAGAAGGGAUGGGGAAACUCGUGCAGAGAAAAGUCCAGAAAGACCAGAAUUUAAAGCAGAGGAAAGGAAGCCUAUGAUUUUAAGUAUAGUUGACACAUCUCAGCAGAAGACAGCAGGGCUUAUAAUGGUGCAUGCUACCAUCAAUGGAACCGAAGAUAAAGAACAGGAGCCACCAGCUACUACUGACCAGCAAGAAACUACACAGCCCCAAGAUACUGAAGAGAAUGCCCCCUCAAGCUCUUCUUCCGAUAAAACACUUGGGCAGGGAAGCUCAGAGGAGGAAGUUGAACCAUAUGGGGCCAAUUUGCCACCAGCCAUGCUGUCCUCUAGUGAUGAGGAAACUAGAGAGGAAUUAGCAAAAAUUGGACUAUUGCCUCCUCCUGUUGCUUUUGCCAAUGGAGUCCUUGUCACCAAACCUGGCACCACCAUCAGCCAAUUGACUCGGCCUGGUACUUUGGCUGUGCCAUCUGCCAAGCAAGCUAGUAGUGUACCACCCUCAGGGAAGCCUUCUGAUGCCCCACUGCACCAUCCAGAGUCAGCUACUGACUCAGGUGUGGAAGAAGUGGACACCAGGAGCUCGAGUGACCACCAUCUGGAGACCACGAGCACCAUCUCAACUGUGUCCAGCAUGUCCACUCUAUCCUCAGAGAGUGGGGAACCCACUGACACCUACACCUCGUACGCUGACGGUCAAACUUUUAUACUCGAGAAGCCACCAGUGCCUCCAAAGCCCAAACUCAAGUCACAACUGAUGAAGGGCACCGUGACCUUCAGGGACCCCCUGCUCAAGCAGUCCUCAGACAGUGAGCUCAUUGCCCAGCAGCAAUUUGCAGCGGGCCGCCCGCGCUACCUCUUUCAGAGAAGAUCUAAGCUAUGGGGAGAUCCAGUGGAGAGUCGGCCCCUUUCCCAUGGGGGACCUGUUGAAAUAGAGAAGCCGUCUGUAAUUGGAGAGAUCAGUUCCCGACUUCAGCUACUAAACAAGGAUACGCGGUCACUGGGGGAGGAGCCAUCAAUUCCGGGAAUGGACCCCGGCAAGAAAUCUCCAGUGGUGGCGGCUCGGCUCACAGUUACUAAACGGUGCUUGUUCAGCAGUCUUGGAGAGCUGCACACUAUUUCCCAGCGCAGCUAUGGAACUUCCUACACCGUGCGACCAGGGACCAGACACCCACUGACUCGCCGGGCACCUAGCCCUGUGCCACCUUCCUCUGAGAGGGUGGAGCCCCUGGGUGGGGCACGUUCCUACACCCUUACACCUCCUACCAUCCUGAAGUCCUCCAGUCUCUCAAUUCCUCACGAGCCUAAGGAAGUGCGCUUUGUAGUAAGGAGUGUCAGUGCCCGGAGUCGUUCUCCUUCCCCGUCUUCUGGGCAUCCCAUGCACAGUUCUCGUCCAUUCCUGCAGAAGCCCCUUUCCCUUUGGAAUAAAUAUGAUGUUGGUGACUGGCUAGAGAGUUUGAACCUUGCAGAACACCGGCUCAAGUUCCAGGACAAUGAAAUAGAGGGCUCACAUCUACCUGCGCUUACCAAGGACGAUUUUGUAGAGCUGGGAGUAACCCGUGUGGGUCAUCGCAUGAACAUCGAGCGUGCUCUCCGCCAACUCAGCACCAGCUGACCCGGUCAGGAGCUGCGGUCCCAUCUACCGGGAGGGCAACUCCGCACCGCUGCGGGGGGAGGAAUCCCUUUACAUACACACAAGGACAGUCACUUCUCAGAAUACUUAAAAUACCCAUCUGAAGACACACAUAAACCUGGACACCUAGAGCAAACACACUGUCUUGCACAUAGUGGAAAAGGUUCACACUGUGCUGAACCCUCUAAAAGUGGAACACAGUGCUGUUCACACACACAUACUGUAACUAUAACUUGUGCUAGUAUGAUCACAUUUAGCCUGUCACAUGCAGAUACACUCACUUUAACACAUACUGAUACACAGACGUUGACUCACACCAUGACAGAUGGAAAACACUGUAUACUGUCUGAUAAAUCAGAUGCACAGUGAUGAAAUACACACUGUCAUAUUCAGUAAGCUCUGCACAUACAAACACAAACUCCUCUCCUUGUGCGGUGCAGUGGGGCCCAGUAAUUGAUCCCUCCCUCCCUCUUUCUCAGUGCCAUAGAGGGGAGGUGGGAUCAGUCACAGGGUCCCAAGGCCAGGCCACUGUGUGUUAAUGCCACCUUUUUUUUAUUAUAUAUGGAUAAAGGGAUCGCAGUCAGACAGAGAUAUCAGUCUGCAGGGGAACGGGGUUGAGCUGCACACCUCCCAUAAGAAGAUCUAACUCAAGUCCUGGAAAAAAUCCAUGGAUUGGGCUGGAAGAGGCCGCAGAUUCCAGCCGCCGCCACUGUGGGACGCUUUUUAUGCAUCUUUUUAAUUAGCUAUAUAUUUGAAGAAAAAAAGGACUUAACCUAUAUAUAUCUCAUAUAAAUAUAUAUAUCUAUAUAUAUCUAUAUACAAGACACCCUCUCACUGGACUUUUUAUAUACAGCAGAUCUGGGGGUAUAUAGAGGUAUACGCGGAUCCCGUAAUACCUCAUUUGGGGUUUCAAGUUUUAUUUGAUUAUUUUUUAUUUUAUUUUUAUUGGAGGUUAUGAAUGUUUUUACAAUAAACCCCUCACCAUGCCACCAGCAUUCUUUAGAAUGAAACAUGCAUUUCUUUAUUGGGGUCACAUCUUGCGAGGAAUAGUCAUUAUUUUGGUUUGUUUUAAAGGCUUCUCAUUUUGUUCUAAUGUCAUAUUUAUUUGCACAUGGGUAUUCAUUAAAACUGCGCCAUCCAUUUAACAUGGUGGAAGAUUGUCCUUAA
Messenger RNA from Rana temporaria (common frog), 6708 nucleotides. RefSeq names its product SH3 and multiple ankyrin repeat domains 3 (gene SHANK3). NCBI's taxonomy places the organism in Eukaryota, Metazoa, Chordata, Amphibia, Anura, Ranidae. The transcript has 22 exons. Gene Ontology annotation, molecular function: synaptic receptor adaptor activity; ionotropic glutamate receptor binding. Gene Ontology annotation, cellular component: dendritic spine; postsynaptic density; postsynaptic membrane. The record is from RefSeq and is a predicted model, not a curated record. Bases 4 to 5523 code for a protein of 1839 amino acids.